Messenger RNA from Giardia duodenalis, 570 nucleotides. Its product is annotated as SAS-6_N domain-containing protein. The record is from RefSeq and is a predicted model, not a curated record. Bases 1 to 570 code for a protein of 189 amino acids. The transcript has a single exon. NCBI's taxonomy places the organism in Eukaryota, Fornicata, Diplomonadida, Hexamitidae.
AUGACCGAGCCGACGGCGGAAAAGGUGGUAUUUGCAAAGGAGGUAACGUGUCAGCUGCGCAAGCUUGAGGCGCCAUCUGAGCAAGGCCUCAAUGAAAACCUACUUUUCCGCGUCAUCUCAACCCCAUCUGCAUGCGUCUUGAAGCUGAGCAGCGAGCAGGACAUAUACUUCAACUUUUCUGCCGUCAUCGAUAGAGCAAAUUAUGAGGAAAUGAGGAGAGAGCAGAACCUCAUGGUCACGUAUGCAGAUUUCCCCUCUCAUCUAGCUAAGCUCCUCACAACGGUGCAACGGGAGCAAAAACAAUACAUAGCCAUCUUUUUUGUUGGAGCCGACGGCCUGACGGGCAAGGUAGACAUAAUAGAGAACUUCAAGGGCUUCAAGUACAUUGAUAUCAUCUCCCUGCCAGUGGAGAGUGCCACACAGGCGGAAAUCCAAGAAGACAUUGCCAAGCGAUACGCACUACUUCGUGAGCAAAACAUCCGAUUACAGGCGCAGGUGAACGAGCUUCGCAGCGUGAUCAAGAACCGCAUUCCCAACUUUGCUCCAGGUUCAUCUACCAAUAGUCUAUAA